CACGUGUCAGGGCGGGGCGAGGCAGCGCUCGGGCUGGGCAGGGCUGGAGCUGCUGCGCGCUAGCAAGGGAGCGAGCGAGGCAGCGGCAGGCAGGCAGGAGGGCGAGCGAGCGAGCGAGCGAGGAGGCUGCUGCGGCAUUGACGGCGCCUCGCCUCUGCCUCCUCCCCUGGCCAGCAGCUCAGUGCCCCGCGCCACCUCCCACCGCAGCUGCGUCGCCGGGUCCAGGCGGGAUGGGACCCCUCCGGGAAAGCAGCAAGGAGCACAAAAUGCAGGACAAGGAGAUCUGCCGCAGCCGCAUUCCUCGCCUGGUCCUCCGGCCUCAUCUCCCCCAGCAGCAGCUCCGCCACCAGAAAGUGUCCCCGGCGUCCGAGUCGCCCUUCUCGGAGGAGGAAAGCAGAGAAUUCCACCCCCUCAGCUCUUCUGGAGGGUCUGCAAGGACCAUCAGCAGCAACAGUUUCUGCUCAGAUGACACAGGUUGCCCCAGCAGCCAGUCCGUCUCUCCAGUUAAGACUCCUCCUGAUGCUGGAAACAGUCCAGUUGGUUUUUGUACAGGCAAUGAUGGAGGAGACUACACAAGGAAGAAAUUUAAUUCGGGAACAAUGGGGGAUGGAACUCAACAGCCGGCUCGAUAUAAGAAGGAAACAAAGACAAGCUUCAUAAAGCCAGGUAAGAUCACUUUUGCUUUGUCUCAUGAUGGUCAGAAUGUCUCUAAAAUUGCGUGAGAUACCCACUGCUUG
Messenger RNA from Podarcis muralis (Common wall lizard), 737 nucleotides. NCBI's taxonomy places the organism in Eukaryota, Metazoa, Chordata, Lepidosauria, Squamata, Lacertidae. The record is from RefSeq and is a predicted model, not a curated record.